AUGGAAAAGGUGGUUCUGCCCAACGGUGAAGAGCGUGAGAUCGAAAUCAAGAACGCGCUAUAUGUUCCAAGUAUGAGCAAGAACCUGCUCUCGGUACCACAGAUUAACAGCCAUGGCAAGUUUCAAGUCGUGUUUGACGGGUCCAAGAUGUAUGUGACUCUCAAGAGCUCACAGCAAGUGGUGGCGACAGCGGAUCUCGUGGAUGGACUCUACUGGCUUCGGACGACUCAACGAUCAGCGAAUGUGACAACAAGUGGAACCAGUUGUGCCGAUCUACAUGCGAGAAUGGGUCAUGCUCCAGUCGAUGUACUUCGCAAGAUGAUCGCGACCAACAUGAUCAAGGAUGUGCGAGUCCCUCUCAAGUCGGGUGGAGCAACUACAUGUCGAGGAUGUCAACAAGGGAAAAUGGUCCAAAAACCAUUUCCAAGUAACCGAGACAAGCGCAGCUACGAUACGUUUGAGCUACUUCAUCUGGACAUCUGCGGGCCCAUGGAAAAGGAUUCGCUCGGUGGCAGCAAAUAUUUGCUGCUGAUCAUCGACGAAGCCAGUGGAUGCAUGAAGGGCUUUUGUCUACGAGUGAAGUCCGAGAGUGAAGACUACAUCCGGAAAUAUAUCACCAUGGUACAGACGCAAUUCUGUAAGAAGGUCAAGUUCGUGCGACACGACGGAGCUCGCGAGUUUGCAACCAACUCGCUUCAACUGUUCUACGAAGACGAAGGCAUUGAACAGCAGACAACGGUGCCGUAUGCACAUCAAACAAACGGAACAGCAGAGCGUGCCAUUAGGACUAUUGUCACGAUCGGCCGCAGCAUGCUUCAUCAUGCCAAACUGGACAAGUGUUUCUGGGCCGAAGCAGCGAUGACGGCCAUCUACGUCAAGAAUCGACUGCCGUCACCUAAAGUCGUGCACAAGAUCCCGUUUGAGAUCGUGUACAACUCGAAGCCAAGUGUCAAGCACAUGCGAGUAUUCGGCUGUCAGACAUUUAUACUGACUCCGAAGGAGAAGCGACUCAAGUGGGAUCCGAAGGCUCGCGCUGGCAUAUUCGUGGGCUACGAAGAAGUUUCGAAGGCAUAUCGUGUUUAUGACAUCGAGGCGGGGCAGGUGGUUAUCAGCCGCGAUGUCAACUUCGACGAGUCCACCUUUGGACUUCAACUGCCGAUCACUGAUGAAGAUGUCGAUGACCUGGACUUCGAAUUGCUGGAUCUUGAUGACGAAGAGCUGCGUCAAAUGGAGUACAAGCAAACAGGCAAGCGCAAGAACCGACUCAAUGAUGAAGAUACAGCAGCUCCACGACCGCGUGCAGUGCGUCAACGACCAGGACUAGAAGAGUCAAGCGCGCCGGAAAACAACUCGUCACGACAAGAAGAAGACGAAGAAACGAAGGAUUCUGGUGAUUCAACACCGCCUGUGUUUUGGCGUGCGAGUGCAAAUGCCGUUGAAGCAGCAGUGGACUUAUCAGAACCCUCAACAUUUGAAGCAGCAGUAAGCGGCCCUGACCAAGUGCACUGGAGAAAAGCAAUUCAUGCAGAGCUCGAGUCAAUGCGACUUCGCGGUGUGUUUCGUGCAGCCAAGCUGCCCAACGGACAACGCGCCAUUGGCACAAAAUGGGUGUUCAAGAUCAAGCGCAAGGCGGAUGGAUCCAUCGAGAAGUACAAGGCACGUCUCGCGGCAAAGGGCUUUCGCUCGAAGUAUGGAAUCGACUACACGGAGACGUUUUCUCCCGUGGUCAAGCAUGUGACGCUGAGAAUGGUGAUCGCAAUUUCCAAGCAUUUUGGAUGGCCCAUCGACCAGCUUGAUGUGGUGACAGCUUUCCUGUAUGGCGUCAUGAAGGAACAAGUGUUCUGCGUGAUUCCUGAAGGCGUCGAACUUGACAGUACGUUCGACUGUCUCGAAUUGGUGAAGGCAAUUUACGGCCUGAAGCAAGCUUUGCGAGUAUGGAACGAGACUUUCACGAGACUUUUGACGAGUGUGUGUUCCAUUGGAUUUCAAGUGUCAGGCUUCGACCCAUGUCUCUACAUCAAGACUUCGGACGGCCAUUGCGUGUUUAUACUGGUCUAUGUGGAUGACGUGUUGGUGACAGGAAGCUCACCCAAGUUGAUUGCACACACCAAGGAAGACCUGAAGACACGCUUCGAAAUGACUGAUAGCGGCAAGUGUGCAUUUGUUCUUGGGAUCGAGCCUUUGGACGGUGAAGAUGGCAGUGUGACACUAUGUCAGCGUCGGUAUGUCGAUGAUAUCCUCAAGCGCUUUGGCAUGGAUGAUUGCAAGGCAGUCGCAAGUCCAGUCGACAUGAGCUCUCGACUUGUUUCAAGUGAUGCAACUACCAAGGUCGAUGCUCCUUUUCGCGAAGCUGUUGGUGCGUUGAUGCACCUGACCACUGCAACGCGUCCGGACAUUGCGUUUGCUGUGGGCUAUGUGUCGCGGUUCAUGGAAAAUCCCCAAGAAGAACACUGGGUUGCAGUUAAGCGUAUCUUUCGCUACCUACAAGGCACCAAGACGCAUGGAAUUUGCUACAAGCCAAGUGCAAGGAUCGACUUCCGUGGAUAUUCGGAUGCGGAUUGGGCUGGUGAUCUUACCGACCGCAAGUCAACAUCGGGGUACACGUUCAUGCUACUCGGUGCACCAGUCAGUUGGGGCAGCAAGAAGCAGCCAAGUGUUUCGUUGUCCACGAGUGAAGCCGAAUACAUCGCACUCAGCUUGGCGAUUCAAGAGGGCAAGUGGAUUCAUCGUCUGCUUUGUGAGAUCGUGAUGGCUGCCAAUGAAGAAGGACCGGAACUCAUGAUCCAUGAAGACAAUCAGUCGUGUAUCAAGAUGACGAAGAACCCAGUCAACCACGGCCGUGCCAAGCACAUUGAUAUCAAGUACCAUCACAUCCGUGAUGAGGUCAAGCGCGGUGAAGUGAAGCUCAAGUACUGUGAAACUGCGGUGAUGUUAGCGGACAUCAUGACGAAGGGACUUCACGGGCCACGCCACAAGGAGAUGACGGCGACUCUCUGGAUUCGUGAGCAUUCGGAUUGA
Peronospora matthiolae is the source of this 3018-nucleotide messenger RNA. NCBI's taxonomy places the organism in Eukaryota, Oomycota, Peronosporomycetes, Peronosporales, Peronosporaceae. The record is from the annotation of a GenBank genome assembly.